CAUAAAUCCUCAGAAGAAGAAGAAAGAAAUCACUGAAGAAGAACGCGUUGUUGGCGGAGGGCUUUGAGUCGCAGCGUGUAACUUUUAGCGUUUGUUAAUUUGAUUGUUGUUGUUGCAUCCAGCACGAAGGAUUUCAGCUGUAGCUAAAUAGUUAACGUGUAAUUCGCCGACAGUACGUUAUAUUCAGUGAGCUGCCCAAGCGUCAUUUUAUCGUGUGUUCGGCCGGAGGAGUCCUGUUAGCUAGCUUGCUAACGCUAACUUCCUUAACUGUUCACGUUAGCUAGCUAGUUUUGUGCUAACAUGUCUGGCGAAAGUAUCAUUCGAGGACCAUCAGGGAGUAACGACUGUCGGAUAUACGUGGGGAAUCUCCCUCCUGACAUCCGCUCAAAGGACGUUGAAGACUUGUUUUACAAAUAUGGAGCCAUUCGUGAUAUUGAUCUGAAAAACCGAAGAGGAGGACCACCAUUUGCCUUCGUGCAGUUCGAGGACCCGAGGGAUUCUGAGGAUGCCGUUUACGGGCGUGAUGGUUAUGACUACGAUGGCUACCGCCUGCGCGUCGAGUUUCCUCGAAGUGGAGGGGGUGGAGGAGGUGGUGGUGGUGGUGGAGCAAUGGGACCCCCAAGGGGAAGGAAUGGUCCCCCCUCCCGACGCUCAGAGUACAGGGUUGUUGUGUCAGGCCUACCUCCCAGUGGAAGCUGGCAGGACCUGAAGGAUCACAUGCGAGAUGCAGGUGAUGUAUGUUACGCUGAUGUGUACCGUGAUGGCACCGGGGUAGUGGAGUUUGUACGCAAAGAAGACAUGACCUACGCUGUCCGUAAAUUGGAUAACACCAAGUUUCGCUCCCAUGAGGGAGAGACGGCCUACAUUCGUGUGAAGAUGGACGGUCCUCGCAGCCCCAGUUAUGGUCGUUCUCGCUCUCGUAGCCGAAGCCGCAGCCGAAGCAAGAGCGCGUCACGCAGCUACUCCCCACGUCGCAGCAGAGGGUCCCCACGUCCCCGUCGUUCAGGCUCUCGCUCUCGCUCCCGCACCUAGAUUCACCUCAGUUAAAGCAACGGUGUGCUUCAGAGCCAGAGAGGAAAUCUUCAAUCACUUAACAAAUCCUGUAUACUUACCCCGGAUCAUCUCAUGUGUUCCCCGUUUACACUGUCUUCCUGUGUGUUCCCUAUUCCCCCACUUUUUUUGCAGUUUUCUUUUUAGUUGUCAUUUUUGCAGACCAGAUGAGUCUGGUCUGUGUACAUGGCCCCUGUCAUUCUUCCCUUUUUCCCCCUCUCGUCAAUAUUGUUUUUCUGCUAGCCAUCUCUCCCCCUUCUCUUUGCUUUUCUUCUACUGAUUGUCCUUGUUGUAUGCUUUGUUUUGUUUAGUUUGGAAAGAUUUUCCUUCUUUUAAGCAUAUACUACUGUCCUUUGACCUUCUUGUGUGUCUCUCUGUAGAGUUCAGAGGAACAGGAUAGGAUGGGAAGAGAGGAAACAGUUCAUAUUAAGAUAAACAGGAGGAGGAGGAGUCAAAUAUGGCGCCAAUGGUAUGAUGGCUGUGCCUUGUCAACUGUGAAAUCUGCUUUAUAAGGCUGUUCAGUUCUUUUUUUCUUUUUUUUUAACAUACACUUGACAAUAGAGUGCUGUUGUUGAAUGUUUUCAGGUGUAACGAGUUCUGUAUACCACUUUGUAUUGGAGACCCAAGGCUUGUGUUUUUGCUCAUCUCUUAGUAUCCAAAGUAAAUCUUAGUUUUUUUGGGGAUUGAUUAUAGAUGGUGUCCCUUAUUUCUCUCAAAGUAAACUCCCUCUUAGAUACAAUUUAUUGACUUUUAAAAAAAAAAAAAAGUAUUUUCCGAAGGUGUGAUUCUAACUUGCCUCCUUCUCUUUGGUUCUGCUGGUAUUCUGAAGGUUUGGACUGGGCUCAUUGUCUCGCCAUUCCGGAGCCGGAUCAGGAUUCAGGAUCAGAUUAGGAUUAGGCUUCAGGAUGGAUACAUGGAGCAGGAGCAUGGGAGCAUUUUACCGGGAGAGGAUCCUGACCCCCGGCCCUGUCCACAUAACUCCAUCAAAACCGGAAAAACAUUGUAGUGAAAUAUUCAAACUAAAUUGGCUUUCAAAUAAUCCAAAUUAUUUUUUUCCAUUUUGUAUGGGACCUCAGAGACACAAUUACUGGUGGCACUGUGACAAGCGAUUUAUUUUUCAGAUUUUUCUUUUUUUUUUAAAUUAUAAAAAAGAAGAGCAAAGCUCGGCUCAAAACCAGGAGGAGGGCUGGGAGGUGCAGGAUGGAUCCGCACGCUAAGGAGAGUGGUAAAUAGUGGGCAACCAUUAACAGUGGAGGAGGGAGGGAAGAGGGAGGACUGUGGUUUGUAUCUUUUCCUAGGUCAGUCUUUUCCUGAGGAGGAUGAUUUCUGAUUUUCUUAAGUAUAAUCUCCAGUAUCUUAAAGCUUUAUUCUCUUUUAAUAAAACUUUCAAUAACUUGA
Molecule: messenger RNA, 2448 nt
Organism: Siniperca chuatsi (mandarin fish)
Lineage: Eukaryota; Metazoa; Chordata; Actinopteri; Centrarchiformes; Sinipercidae
Product: serine/arginine-rich splicing factor 1B-like
Cellular component (GO): cytoplasm; ribonucleoprotein complex; nucleus
Molecular function (GO): mRNA binding
Source: RefSeq, a predicted model, not a curated record